This is a messenger RNA of Rana temporaria (common frog), 4148 nucleotides long. RefSeq names its product anoctamin 6 (gene ANO6). NCBI's taxonomy places the organism in Eukaryota, Metazoa, Chordata, Amphibia, Anura, Ranidae. The transcript has 20 exons. Gene Ontology annotation, cellular component: plasma membrane. Gene Ontology annotation, molecular function: chloride channel activity; protein dimerization activity. The record is from RefSeq and is a predicted model, not a curated record. Gene Ontology annotation, biological process: calcium activated phosphatidylcholine scrambling; chloride transmembrane transport; calcium activated phosphatidylserine scrambling. Bases 366 to 3059 code for a protein of 897 amino acids.
UUCCGGAUCUUCCAGGGGCAGAGGAAAGGUUGUAUGUACACGUAAGCUGAUCCUUGGGUUGUCGACUCGACUGACCAUAAUGUUUAAAUGCAAUCCGCCCAGUAAACUUUGAGACAAGAAUCAUUUUGGCAAUUAUUUCUUAUCUAGGGCUGACAUGAGCGUUCCUGUUAAGUUUUACUCAUUUCUUAUUCGCUGCUAUGCUUUUCACGUUGGUUGCUUUUCAUAUGGAAAAACAAAUAUUUGGAUUUCUUCUUUAAGAACCGACCAUGCAGUUUAGUGUUUUUUGACAAAGGCAAAGCAGUUGAGAUCGUCAAGUCUUUUCUGAUCGUGAGAUAACACUGUCUUUAGACUUAGAAACCGACAAGAUGUGGUCAUUCAAGGACUGGAAACGUCGGAUAUUUUCUGAAGAAAUGGAACAGACGGAGUUAUAUGGCACGAUGCAAGAAAAUAUUCCCAGCCUUCACACAGCAGAGAUGGUUGAGUUUAAUGAGAACUUUGAAUCUUUAUGUUUCAACGAUGAUCAAAGACGUAUUGAUUAUGUUUUAGUAUAUGAAGAUGAGAGCCUGAAGGAGAAUGCCAAGACCGCAAAGAAAAAUGUUUAUCUGAAACAGAAGAAAAAGCGACAAGCCUAUGAGUCCAAUCUUAUGAGAAAUGGUUUACAGCUGGAAGCCACCAAAUCUGUGGCCGGAGAAGGAUUGGUGUUUGUUAAAGUCCAUGCACCUUGGGAAGUCCUGUGUACCUAUGCAGAAGUGAUGCACAUCAAGCUACCUAUACAACCUAAUGAUCUGAGGCAACGUCGUUCAGCUUUUAACUGGUUCACAAAAAUCUUUACUGUAAGCGAAGAUGUGAUAAAACCAGAACAGGAAUUCUUCACAGCACCCUUUGAAAAGGAUCGCGCGGAUGAUUUUUAUAUCCAGGACAAAGAAGCCUUUUUCACACCAGCAACAAGAAGUCGCAUUGUCCAUUUUAUACUCUCUCGGGUUGAAUAUGCUGUGAAGGAUAAUGUGAAAAAAUUUGGCAUUAAUAAACUCUUGGAUUCUGGAAUUUAUAAGGCAGCAUUUCCUCUUCAUGAUUGUAGAUUUAAUGUCAAGUCAGAGGAUGCAAGAAGCCCCAAUGAAAGAUACCUGCUGUACAGAGAAUGGGCCCACCCGCUUAGCUUUUACAAGCUGCAGCCUUUAGAUCUUGUAAGAAAAUACUAUGGUGAAAAAAUUGGAAUCUAUUUUGCCUGGCUGGGUUUCUAUACCCGUAUGUUGCUGCUGGCAGCAGUAGUGGGACUUGCAUGUUUCUUAUAUGGCUAUAAAUCCCAGGAAUCCUGUACAUGGAGCAAAGAAGUGUGUGACCCAGACAUUGGAGGAAAUAUCAUAAUGUGUCCGCAGUGUGACAAAGAGUGCACAUACUGGUACCUUAACAUCACCUGUAGUUCAUCAAAGACGCUUUGUAUAUUUGACAGUUUUGGCACACUCAUAUUUGCAGUCUUUAUGGGAAUAUGGGUUACCUUGUUCCUUGAGUUUUGGAAGCGCCGACAAGCCGAGCUCGAGUAUGAAUGGGACACAGUUGAGUUUUUAGAACAAGAAGAACAGCCUCGUCCUGAAUAUGAAGCACAAUGUACUCACGUAGUUGUGAAUCCAAUUUCUCAGCAAGAAGAACACGUGCCUUAUACAACCUGUGGAAAAUGCCUGAGGAUGACCUUCUGUACAAGUGCCGUUUUUUUCUGGAUUAUGUUGAUCGUUGUAUCAGUAGUUGGAAUUAUUGUGUAUCGACUUUCUGUUUUCCUGGUAUUUUCUGCAACCUUACCAAGAAACAUUAGUGGAAAAGAGGCUAUCCAGAAAUACCUGACUCCACAGGCGGCCACCACUAUCACAGCAUCAAUCAUCAGCUUCAUCAUUAUCAUGCUAUUGAAUAUGCUCUAUGAGAAAGUGGCAAUAAUGAUCACAGAUUUCGAACUUCCAAGGACAAGAACAGAUUAUGAAAACAGCCUUACCACCAAGAUGUUUCUAUUCCAGUUUGUCAACUACUACUCUUCGUGUUUCUACAUUGCCUUCUUUAAGGGGAAAUUUGUAGGCUACCCUGGAGAUCCAGUUUAUUGGUUUGGAAGGUACCGUAACGAAGAGUGUGAUCCCGGUGGAUGUCUUCUUGAACUUACAACACAACUGACAAUUAUAAUGGGAGGCAAAGCUAUAUGGAAUAACAUUCAAGAAAUUCUUGUACCCUGGAUAAAAAACCUUAUUGCACGAUGCCGUUCUUCUGGAAUAGAAACAAUGAAGCCAAGAUGGGAACAGGAUUACCAUUUACAACCUAUUGGAAAAUUGGGAUUGUUCUAUGAAUAUCUUGAGAUGGUAAUUCAAUUUGGAUUUGUCACCUUGUUUGUGGCAUCAUUUCCACUUGCACCUGUGUUGGCACUUGUGAAUAAUUUAUUGGAAAUUCGGGUUGAUGCCUGGAAGCUCACCACCCAGUUCAGGCGUAUGGUACCAGAGAAAGCACAACACAUUGGAGCCUGGCAGCCAAUCAUGCAAGGAGUAGCCAUAGUUGCUGUGGUGACCAAUGCUAUGAUCAUUGCGUUUACGUCUGACAUGAUACCACGUUUGGUCUAUUACUGGUCUUUCUCUGUACCUCCUUAUGGCACCUAUUCAUCUAACACCAUGGAAGGAUACAUUAAUAACACUCUUUCAGUAUUCAGCAUAUCAGAUUUCAAGAAUGAAAGCAGACCAGUUCCUCCAUUAUGGUUUGGUAAUCAAACUACAUGCAGAUACCGUGAUUUCCGAUAUCCACCUGGCAAUGAACAUCAGUAUGAGCAAAGCAUAUUAUACUGGCAUGUUAUUGCAGCCAAGCUCUCCUUCCUCAUUGUCAUGGAGCAUAUUGUCUACUUCGUCAAGUUUAUAAUAUCGUACAUUAUCCCUGACAUUUCUGAUGCAACCAAAGACAAAAUCAAGAGGGAGAAGUACCUCAUACAAAAGCUUUUACAUGAGAGACAUUUGAAACUCGUAAAAAAACAAAUGGGAGGUCUAGCAGACAAAAUUUUUAAAGGAAUGGACAACUUUGGUGUCAAAAAAUCUGACUAGACUCAAAGGUUCUUUUUAGGUAUGUGCAUGUACAUUCACAUGCACACUGCAUAAACGUUCUGGAGUUGUGAGGAGCAACAGUGAAGGAAAACUUCUCUUCAUAUGCAUACCUUUCAGGAGCCAAAUAAUGGUAAAGUUGUGUCUGACACAAAAAAUAUUGCCUUUUUCCUAUGAACAAUUGUACUGUUCAUCCAAAAAUAUUUAGUUAUAUUUCAUGUUUGUAUUUAAAGGUGCUAUAUAAUAGCCAGUAUACCUAUUCAUGCAUAUUCCCAUCGAAUUAUCUGGUACUAACCAUUUUCUGAAUUUCAUUUUGAAGGUCUCAUGAUCCCCCGAGGGGAAACUUUUCAGGGGGUUUCUCCUAUGUAUGAUAAGGCUUUUGGGUAUCUGAUAUAGGCCUACCUAUAAUGGAAACCUCCACUGUACAGUGUGUGUUUGUAUUUUUUUAUUAUCCGUCCUUUGUGUAUGUUUAAUAUUCAUAUGGCCUUACCACUAACAACUUUGAUGUACACGUCUCUGAGCAAUGUAUGCAAUAACCUGUGUUAAACCUAUAUAACAGAGUGGAUUGGCAUCUCUGUAUGGGUUACUCUUACCUGUUUGAUAAAUUUGUAUGCUUAUUGUAGGGAGUGAAACACACUAUGUAAUCUAAAAGGGAAAAACCACUUUAUUAGAAUGUUGCCUUAUAUUUCUUUAUGAAGUUUUUCCUAUAGUGCCUCUAUACUCUAAUGCCACAGCUGGAUCUGUGGUAUGGCUCAGCGAGUGUUUUUCUGACAAAGCAGUGCCAAAUGUGGCUGGUAAGACUGCCGUCUCAAGUAUAAACUGUUUUCAUUUCCAGCUACGGCCAAAAAAAGUAUGAAUAUUGCUAAUAAUUCUUACAGACAAGCUAUUGUUUGUACAUCAGUUGGAUGCUUUGAAUUGCAUUACUAUGUAUAAUAAACCUGCUGACAGUCAUAGCUGUGCUAGGACAUGCAGAAUAUGUUUAUCUUAUUUUCAGCAGAUUCUGUCAUCUAUCAUUAUUGUAGUAAUAUUGUAAAGUAUGGAUUUAUAAGAAGUGUAAUUUGAUUGGAUAAUAAAUCUAAGAGCUGAACUGUC